Molecule: messenger RNA, 2277 nt
Organism: Nomascus leucogenys (northern white-cheeked gibbon)
Lineage: Eukaryota; Metazoa; Chordata; Mammalia; Primates; Hylobatidae
Gene: MS4A10
Product: membrane spanning 4-domains A10
Biological process (GO): cell surface receptor signaling pathway
Cellular component (GO): plasma membrane
Source: RefSeq, a predicted model, not a curated record
CCAACGCUGUCUCUGGGCAGCUCCGGCAGCGCCAGAGGGCAAAGCACAGCUGGAAGCUCAGAGCUGUGGUCCCAGGUCCUGGGCCAGGGCCCCCAUCCAGCGUCAAUGAAAGCAGAAGCCACAGUUAUUCCCAGCCAUUGUGCUAGGGGGCUCCCGUCAUGGCAAGUCCUCAGCCCAGUCCAGCCCUGGCAGACAAGUGCACCCCAGAAGACAACCCAGCCCAAGCUCCUGGCUCCAUGCCAGCACGAGAAAUCCCAGAAGAGGAGCAGCCUUCUCAAGGAACUGGGGGCCUUCCACAUCACCAUCGGUCUGCUGCAUCUGGUCUUUGGGGGCUACCUGGCCUCUACAGUCAAGAGCCUCCACCUGGUGGUGCUGAAGUCUUGGUAUCCAUUCUGGGGGGCUGCCUCUUUUCUCAUUUCAGGGAUCUUGGUGAUAACAAUGAAGACCUUUUCUAAAACUUACCUGAAGAUGUUGUGCCUGAUGACAAACCUCGUCAGCCUCUUUUGCGUGCUGUCUGGCCUCUUCGUCAUCUCCAAGGAUCUCUUUCUGGACAGCCCAUUUGAGUCCCCGAUCUGGAGAAUGUAUCCCAACUCCACGGUCCACAUCCAGAGGCUGGAGCUGGCCUUGCUCUGCUUCACUGUCCUAGAGCUGUUCCUGCCAGUGCCCACAGCUGUCACAGCCUGGAGAGGGGACUGCCCAUCUGCAAAGAAUGAUGACGCAUGCCUUGUUCCAAACACACCAUUGCAUCUCAAAGGCCUGCCGAUGGAGCCCCCACCAUCCUACCAGAGUGUGAUUCAAGAGGACGCACAACACAAGCAACAUCAGAGGCUCAGAGAAGUUAAGCAAGUUGCCCCAGACGCAUGGAUCAUCACUGACGGAGCUGGGAUCUGGACCCAGACUGCAAACUGAAGAGCCACUGCCUGACAAUGCCCAAACUUGGUUGGAGCAUAGCCCCUGCUCUCCCAAAGUUGCACUUUCACUGGGAAGAUGAGAUUUGCACAUACAAAAGGCUAGUGCGAUGGUCUAUACAGCAAAGUCAGCCCUUAUAGUUCCUGGGAACCCUGUCCUCUCGGAUAAGCCAUUUCUUACACAGUUGACGGCUCGAUACAUGUGGUAACCCAGAUUGUUUUGUUUUCUUUCGCUUUGUUUUGUUUUGUGAGAUGGAGUCUUGCUCUGUUGCCCAGGCUAGAGUGCAGUGGCACUAUCUCAGCUCACCGCAACCUUCGCCUCCCUGGUUCAAGUGAUUCUCCUAUCUCAGCCUCCCAAGUAGCUGGGACUACAGGCACACGCCACCACGCCCAGCUAUUUUUUAUAUUUUUAGUAGAGACAGGAUUGCACCAUAUUGGUCAGGCUGGUCUCAAACUCCUGACCUCAGGUGAUCCACCUGCCUCGGCCUCCCAAAGUGCUGGGAUUACAGGCGUGAGCCACUGUGCCCAGCCCAGGUUUUGAAGUUGUCCGAGAUAGCAGUCUGCUCUCUACUGUCUUAUAAAAUCCCUGUGUGAAGGGAUGCUCUCAGUAUCAUUUGCCCUUGCACAGAAUAUCCCUGGGGUUUGAGGUUCUUUGAAUUCUCCUUCUUUGUCAUCUCUUUCACUGCCACUUCUGGCUGUGGUCACUAGCUUGGCCGUAGCACCUCUCUUCUCCACUUCCGAUCUGCUGCUUCUAACCUUCUAUAGAUUGCAGCUGGCUUUAAAAUAGAUUGUAAAGUGUAAGGCAUUAGGUUCUGAGAGAGCGGCAGAGAGAGCCAUGCAAAUGUUUAGGACAAACCCAGUCUUUCUUUUUUUUUUUUUGAGAUGGAGUCUCGCUCUGUCACCCAGGCUGGAGUGCAGUGGUGCGAUCUCGGCUCACUGCAACCUCCGCCUCCCGAGUUCAAGCAAUUCUCCUGCCUCAGCCUCCCGAGUAGCUGGGAUUGCAGGCGACCGCCACCACGCCCGGCUAAUUUUUUGUAUUUUUAGUAGAGACGGGGUUUCACCAUGUUAGCCAGGAUGGUCUCGAACUUCUGACCUCAUAAUCAGCCCGCCUCAGCCUCCCAAAGUGCUGGGAUUACAGGCGUGAGCCACCGCCUCUGGCUGAAACCCAAUCUUUCAAAAGAUGAAAGGGGGUAAUGGAGAAAACCUUAGCUUGUUUGUCUAAAGACCUGGGUGCAAACUCUAGAUCUGCCAAUCACUUACUGUGUGGGUUUGACUCAGUUCCUUCCCCUCACUAGGUCCCAGUUUCUCCAUUUGUAAAACAAGCAAUUGUGCUACACUGAUGGUUUACAUCAAUAAAGGUCGAAACGGC